AUGCGGCAGCCGAAACCAUUGACGCGACACGGCCAUCGAGAGGCAAAGCCCGUGGGCAACAAGACGGACGGGACGCUGCAUCGACAGCCCCAUCACCCGCCGCGGCGCUCGUCGGGCUCGAUGCUCGCGCGCAAGUACCGGAAUCCGUGGCCGACCGAGAACGACUUUUCACGAGACAGUAGCAGUCGCUCGGUGCCUCGAGUCGAUCGUGCAGACAGCGGAAGCUCAGUAUCAGCCUUCACAGCCCUUCCUGCAGCACCGACUUUUGGGGCUGGAGCUUGUUCGGAUGCCAUGAGCAGCAGCAACAGCAGUGUGAUGGGACUCAAUGGCCCCAAGGGCUACACACGAGAAGAGCUUGUUAAUUUCUGGAGCGAGCUGUCACUCGUGGCCAAGCGUCGGCUCCUUCGGAUCCGCCGGGAGACGUAUUUGACUGCGCUCGACCAGUUCCUCGUGGGCAAAAACUUGUGCUGCGAGUGUCACGACAACAUAAUCGCCGAGUGGGAAGACCACGAGCGAAAGCGCUCGAGCAGUCGCUCUUUGCAGGACGUGUUUAGCGUCUUCCCGCCGUUUUUAGAUGACGAGGACGAGGACGAUGAUGAAGGAGAGGAGAAUGACGAGGCGGAGGAGGAGGAUGGAGAGACAGGUAGGCUAGAAGACGAGUCGGACGAAGAUAUGCUCGCAGCAGAGGAUAUUAUGCUAGGCGACGAGGAACUCUUGUUUAAAUAUGAGUUGGAAGGCGGAGGUAGACAGAAUGCCUGCGGCGAGGGUGGUGUGGUAUCGAACGAGUACUUGGCAGCGCUGGAAGUCGGCAAGCGACAAGAAGACGAGCUCAUGCGAUUGAUCCAGAAAGAGGAGCGCUAUAUCAUUGUCCGAGAGGACCACACCGAGUUCAUCAUGGACCUCAUUCGCUGUGGCGAACAGUUCAGCUACGUGUCAUCGUUCCGGUCCGGGCUCGACGAUGAUGAAAGCGAAGAAAGCAACAACGACGACGACGACGACGUCGACGACUUGUGCCCCGGCGCAAAUACUUCACACUUGGCGCAAGAAUAUAUAUUGGAAGUACUAGCGAUCAAGUUCCGAGAACAGCUGGAAGACGCGUACCAAGAGGCGCUGCAGCACUCGCUCGCGAUUCAGGCGGAACUGCUCCGGGACGAGCUCGCAGACCUCAAGGCAAGUCAGCAACCUUCCACGAGCAGCCGGAAGAAGAAAAACAAGAAGGAGAAGAAGCGCCGCAAGAAAGAGGCUGUAGCACAAAAGGUGACCGAGAAGGUGCCUCCUCGAGACGCAGGGACCCGAUCGCUACCGCCCAGGCGACUCGCUCACCAGUCUACUGCUUCCGCAGCAGCAAUGGUGCUGCAGCCGUCGUCGCCGGAAAGGCACGACCCAGAAGGGGACGAAGUCGACCGCGAGGUGGAGCAAUUUCGUCAAUUGCUGGAGAAGCUCAACACUGGCAGUGCAUUGCGCUCGCGCAAGAAGCUCGUGCUGCCUCCGGGUUCGUUCCUCCACGCGACGUCCAUGACCGUCUUGUAG
Messenger RNA from Hyaloperonospora brassicae, 1530 nucleotides. The record is from the annotation of a GenBank genome assembly. Lineage: Eukaryota; Oomycota; Peronosporomycetes; Peronosporales; Peronosporaceae.